Messenger RNA from Magallana angulata, 1475 nucleotides. RefSeq lists its product as uncharacterized. The transcript has a single exon. The coding region runs from base 36 to 1337 and encodes 433 amino acids. The record is from RefSeq and is a predicted model, not a curated record. Lineage: Eukaryota; Metazoa; Mollusca; Bivalvia; Ostreida; Ostreidae.
AUAUAAGCAUAUUAACUUUUUAUCUCAAGAUCAACAUGAGGAUUUCGGUGAUAGUCUGUUUUGCUAUCACCGCAUGGACAGCGUCCAGUGUCUGCGCUGUUGACACGAGUCACAUAACAGACGGUCUGCAUCUGGCUGGUGACAUCGCAGGGUACAUAGAACAACAGGACUUCACAAAGACCAUCACCAAGCUUGCCUCGUCUGCGUCAUCAUACUUUGGAAUCGUCGGAACUGUAUUAGGCUUUGUUUUUAGUUUAUUUGACUCGGGGCCUUCAGCUGAAUUGUUGGCGAUAGAAAAGUUGAGCAAGGAAGUAGCUCUCCGGUUUGAUCGAGUUGAUCAUCAGUUCACUGCAGUCAAGCAUGAAAUAGACUGGAAAAGGGUUGAGUUGCAGUUCUCUGCAUAUGAGAGUAAAAUCCAUGCCGUCGGUCAGAAAUAUUUAGAUCUAACUGCUUCUACAACCAAACAUGAUUUUACCGUACGAAAAAGUCUUUUUAUCGGGAACUACGAACAAGACUUCUCCAACUCCGCGGACAAAAUUUACGACGGGGUUGUUAACGAGCACCAGGUCUUUAACAAAGCUUUGUUCGAUUCCGCCAUAGAUAACUUCGAAUGGGAUAGAGAAAAGACACAAAACUUUAUGCUUGGAGUAACUAAAGUCCUUAUGUUUGGUGCUACCUUAGAGCUGGCUUAUUAUCACCUGAAGUAUCCAUCACAGGAAAGCUACUAUCGACACCAGUGGCAAGUUAAGUUUGAAAAGUUCAGACAAAAGAUGAUUGCUACAGACCACAAACUGGAAACUCAAUACGGACAUCAGCUGUCCAUAGACGUUGAUCGCUACGUCAUAAACCACGCCCAUUCCAGCAACAGUGAUAUUACAAACCACCUAUUUGACGUCAUAAACAGCAAGUACUAUUGGCGAAACUGGAUGGUAAUGGUAGCUGACCACUCAACUGACCCUGCAAAAUACGCUGUACAUACUUGUGGUGGAGUGACGAAUAACGCACAUGGUAAAAAUGUUGUGGUGGCCAGUGUUCCUAAAAAUAAGGCUCACUUGACGUCAAUUCAACAAAGCCAUAUUCUUCACACAAAAUCAUACGAAACUAGACAUAGGCACGGAGGAAGACGGCGGGAUAUCCAAAAGAGGAACCUUCCAUUUGGAGUAUAUGCGGUCGCCAUCCAUGCUGACGUCGUCUUAAGUCACAUGACUAAGUCAUGUGACACAUAUGGUUCUGUGGGGGUGGUUCACAAGGAUCUGCACCCCGGCUGGAGGUCUCCGUCAGAUCAUACUUUUCAUCGCUAUGAUGGUCAUUACUACAACUUGUAUGCGUUUGGAUAAAUGAAACUCUUGCUAAAAGUGAAGAAAAAAAAUGAAAAUGAAACUUAGAAUUAUUUUUUCUGCCAAUUUCCCUUUCUAAACAUAAUUGUCACAAAGGAUCGAACUAUGUCGAUGUUUUAUCAAAUUUAUUGAGAUAAA